AAAUUAUUACAGUUUCUGAAUUCAUUCUGUGUGAACAUGCUUCCCAUUCCUCUCAUUCCAUCAUCAUCAUAAUAAUAAUAACUAUAUAUAUAUAUAUAAGUUAUAACUUGUUUAAGAGAAAGAAAGAUAGAAAGGAAGAGAGAAAGAGAUCAAAGGAUGAUGUUGUUCUCUUAUUGGAGAAAACUAGUUGUUGUGAUAGUUGUUUUUUCCACUGUGAUUUUAGUUAGUGAUAGUACUGCUGGUGGUGAUCAUCAUCAUCAUCAUCAUCAUCAAGAGAAUGGUAAUGGCACUAUGCCAUCUUCUUUCAUUGGGGUGAUAAUUUUUGGGGACUCAAUUAUGGACACAGGCAACAACAACUUUCUUCCCACAAUAUCUAAGUGUAAUUUUCCACCCUACGGCAAGGAUUUCCCCGGCCACCGUGCCACCGGAAGGUACAGCAACGGCAAAGUCCCCUCCGAUCUCAUCGCAUCAAGGUUGGGGAUCAAAGAGUUUGUGCCAGCAUAUCUGAGCCCAGAACUUGAAAGUAAAGAUCUCAUAACUGGUGUUUGCUUUGCAUCUGGUGCUUCUGGUUAUGAUCCUCUAACUUCUCAAUUAAAUUCUGUUCUAUCAAUGGAUCACCAGCUUGAGCUUUUCCAAGACUACAAGUUGAAGUUGCAAGAGAAUGUCGGAAAAAUUAGAGCAAACACUAUUGUUGAAAAAAGCUUAUAUGUAAUUUCAUCAGGAAGCAACGAUGUCGCCAAUACAUACUUUACUGGUCUUUUAAGAAGUACUCAUUAUAGUUUUUCAGACUAUGCUGCUUUGUUGGUUCAGUCCGCAUCUUCUUUUAUUCAGGACUUGCAUCAAUUAGGAGCUAGAAAUAUCGCUAUUUUGAGUCUUCCGCCUUUAGGAUGUCUUCCGUCACAAAGAACUCUUGCUGGAGGAUUAUUAAGAGAUUGCGUUCCUUUGUACAAUCAAGCGGCACAAGAGUAUAAUACUUUAUUAAUCAAAGAGAUAAAGUCACUUUCUAAUAAGUUUUCAGGAUCGAAGAUCAUUUAUGUUGAUAUAUAUAACAAGUUACUCGAUAUAAUUGAACGCCCCAAACAUUAUGGGUUUGAAGUUUCCACAAAUGGAUGUUGUGGGACAGGGAGAUUGGAAUUAGGAAUACUUUGUAAACUAAGUGGGAAGACUUGCAUUGAUGAUACCAAGUAUGUAUUUUGGGACACUUUUCAUCCCACACAAAGAGCAUAUGAGAUUUUGGUAGACCUUGUUGUUAAAGAAGACAUAGCACUCUUAUAUUGAGUGUCAUAUUUAUACAACUAAUACUUGUAUAAGUGUCUAAUUAACACUCUUGUGAUAUUUUGUAUUCUUAUCAAAUUGAGAUUAAUUGUAAUAUUUACUUAUAUUUAUA
Messenger RNA from Dioscorea cayenensis subsp. rotundata (Guinea yam), 1387 nucleotides. RefSeq names its product GDSL esterase/lipase At5g42170-like. The transcript has 5 exons. Bases 157 to 1278 code for a protein of 373 amino acids. The record is from RefSeq and is a predicted model, not a curated record. Gene Ontology annotation, biological process: lipid metabolic process. NCBI's taxonomy places the organism in Eukaryota, Viridiplantae, Streptophyta, Magnoliopsida, Dioscoreales, Dioscoreaceae. Gene Ontology annotation, molecular function: lipase activity.